Messenger RNA from Anthostomella pinea, 1722 nucleotides. NCBI's taxonomy places the organism in Eukaryota, Fungi, Ascomycota, Sordariomycetes, Xylariales, Xylariaceae. The record is from the annotation of a GenBank genome assembly.
AUGUCGGACCUCAGGACGAGCAACCUGAAAAAGCCCGUUGAUGUGGCCGAGUACCUCUUUGCAAGACUACACCAGAUCGGCAUCCGUUCCAUCCACGGACUGCCAGGAGACUACAACCUGAUCUCCCUCGACUACCUCCCCAAGGCCGGACUCAAGUGGGUUGGCAACUGCAAUGAACUCAACGCAGCCUAUGCCGCAGACGGCUACGCGAGAGUCAAGGGCAUCGGAGCCAUCAUGACCACCUUUGGCGUGGGUGAGCUCUCGGCUAUCAACGGCCUGGCGGGUGCCUACAGUGAGAUGGUCCCCAUCGUGCACAUCGUGGGAUGUCCCUCGACGAUAUCACAACGCAACGGCAUGCUGCUGCACCACACGCUGGGCAACGGCGACUUCAACGUCUUCGCCAACAUGAGCGCCAACAUCUCGUGUGCCGUGGCCAAGCUCAACGACCCGGUCGAGAUCGCCAAUCAGAUCGACCACGCCUUGCGCGAGUGCUACCUGCGCAGCAAACCCGUCUACAUCAUGCUGCCGACCGACAUGGUCGCUCGCAAGGUCGAGGGCGCCCGCCUGGACGAGCAAAUCGAUCUGCGCGAGCCCCCCAACGACGAGGGCAAGGAGAACUAUGUCGUCGAUGUCGUGCUGAAGUACUUGCACGCCGCCAAGAACCCCGUAGUGCUCGUCGACGCCUGUGCGAUCCGCCACCGCGUGCUCGACGAGGUACACGAUUUCAUCGAGAAGACGCAGCUGCCGGUCUUCGUGACGCCCAUGGGCAAGGGCGCCAUUAACGAGUCGCACCCGAGCUUCGGCGGUGUAUACUCAGGCAAUGCAUCCCAGCCUGACGUCAAGAAGAUGGUCGAGGAAUCGGACCUCGUGCUGUCCGUCGGCGCCCUCAAGAGUGACUUCAACACGGCGGGCUUCUCAUACCGCAUGUCCCAGCUCAACACCAUCGACCUGCACAGCACCCACUGCGUCGUGCGCUACUCCGAGUACCCCGGCGUGAAGAUGCGAGGCGUGCUGCGCAAGGUCACCGACAAGGUCGACGUCAAGCAGCUCAAGGUCUCACCCCCGCCCAAGGCUCCCGCUAUCGACUUCAAGGGCAUCGAUGGCAAGAGCCCGAUCCUGCAGUCGUGGUUCUGGCCGCACGUCAACACUUUCCUCAAGGAGAACGACAUCGUCGUCACCGAGACCGGCACCGCCAACUUUGGCAUCUGGGACACUCGGUUCCCUCCCGGAGUAACGGCGCUCAACCAGACGCUAUGGGGCAGCAUCGGCUGGGCUGUGGGUGCCUGCCAGGGCGCUGCGCUCGGAGCCAAGGACGCAGAGCAGGACCGUCGGACGAUUCUGUUUGAAGGCGACGGCAGCUUGCAGCUCACGGCUCAGGAGAUCAGUACGAUGAUACGACAUAAGUUGAAUAUCAUUCUCUUCGUGAUCUGCAACGACGGCUACACCAUCGAGCGCUUCAUCCACGGCAUGGAGGCCGAGUACAACGACAUCGUCGAGUGGAAGUACAAGGACCUGCCCACCGUGUUCGGCGGCACCGACGACACGGCGCGCAAGUACGUGGUCAAGACCAAGGACGAGCUCGAGGCGCUGCUCACGGACAAGGACUUCAACGAGCGCAAGGGCAUGCGCUUCGUCGAGCUGUACAUGCCGAAAGAGGACGCGCCGCGCAGCCUGCAGCUGACGGCCGAGGCCAGCGCGAAGAACAAUGCCAAGGCUGAGUGA